UUCAACAUCACACAAUUAAAAGCGCAGGACAUUUUAAUGUGGUUCCACGACGCAUCUCUGAACAGAGCUAUAGGCCUAUAGCCCUUUAAAUUCUUUGGAUAUUUACGACCUCGUUUAUUUACACCGCAUACACAUCUUAUCGUUAUCUCAAGCCUUACCUUAUUAUCUAGCUACGAACUUUCAACGUUAACAAAAGCAAAUGUCAUUUCCAUUUCGUUUGCUGUGUCGAGCUUGACCGUUCUGUAUGAUGGUCACACCUUAACAAGUGUAGAAAUAUUCAAGAAUUAUUAUGGAUCUUCUACUGGUAACAUCUUGUAACAACACUAAAGAGCUUAGAUAAAUUCCGGCAUGAAACAUCACGCAGAAGAGCGAUUCAAUUUCCUACACCAAAAAAUUACGAUUCUGUACAAACUGCUACUCGGAUAACGUUUAGCCGUUAGAUAUGGCCAGAAUUAUGCUUAAACCAUUACUUCGAUGCAUCUUCCGUAAAAUAAUGAGGAUGGGGUUCUUACGGCGUCUCCUACUUACUUUUACGGUAGUGGGGAUAUUCAUCUGCACAGGAUAUUUUGUAAUGCAAUCAGAUUUUUACGUCAGAUCGAUGAACCAUCCGGUGAUAUAUGUCUCGGGAGCUGAUCGUGGUAGAUGUUGCGUAAGCAUCCAUAACUCCUUUGAUAUUUGCGGCAGACCGGAUUGCUUAUGGAAAUGUCCCUUGUUCGAACCUCAAUUUCCACUUCCUCGACGUGAUCAAGAGAAGGCAUUUUUUCAUGAAACCUCAGGUGUUCGGGCACUUGACUUCCGCCAAGCCUGUUCUGUUGAAUCUCUCGCAAUAAUGAACCCACACUUGACCGUCAUUUUGCUAAUGAGCGGGAAAGAUAUUGAUUGGAAUUCUACAACUAUGAAAACGUUGGGAAAUUACGAAAACAUAAAAAUCUAUAAUAUUAAUUUAGGUGAUUACUUCAUACAUUCGCCUUUUCGACAAUGGUAUUUCUGCUCUACUUGGAAUUACGGUUCAUUUGCCGUGUCUCAUCUGAGCGACGCACUCCGGUUCCUAACACUGUACAAUUACGGAGGUUAUUACUUUGAUUUGGAUAUAAUAAUGGUUCAACCAGUGACACAUUACCGAAACUUCAUCGUGGCGGAAAACGAGAAAAAUUUGGCUGCUGGAGCACUUCACGUUGAUUACCUACAUCCUGUUAUCCGCAUGGCAGUGGAGGAGUUCCGAGAAACAUACAGAAAGGAUAUUUGGGGUCACAAUGGCCCAUUGCUCCUGACUCGCGUAAUGACAAAAUGGUGUUUGACAGAAAACAUUGCCGAAAUGAAUUCUGAUAGCUGCUACGGUUUUGAGAUUCUUCCUCCAAAAACAUUUUAUCCAAUCGAAUGGCCUAAAUGGUUGAGAUAUUUUUUGGAACAAGAUAUUACGUGGGAUAAUGACACAAUUGGAAUUCACGUAUGGAACCAAAAGAGCGCUGGCCAAGCAGUUUCAAAAACUUCCGAACAAGUAUACACCAAACUUGCUCGUUCCCAAUGUCCUUCGAUUUUUGCGAUGGCUCCUAAUGUGUUUUAAUAGUUCGUAUUUCUACAGCGGUAGAACCGUCUCUCAACAUUUGGUUUCCUAAUUCUUAUUUUCAAGGUUCAUUCUUCAAAGAAUACAAGUUUUUCUUAAAUA
Molecule: messenger RNA, 1666 nt
Organism: Daphnia pulex (common water flea)
Lineage: Eukaryota; Metazoa; Arthropoda; Branchiopoda; Diplostraca; Daphniidae
Product: lactosylceramide 4-alpha-galactosyltransferase-like
Exons: 4
Coding region: 443-1564 (373 amino acids)
Biological process (GO): glycosphingolipid biosynthetic process
Molecular function (GO): hexosyltransferase activity
Source: RefSeq, a predicted model, not a curated record